Molecule: messenger RNA, 1809 nt
Organism: Tetrahymena thermophila SB210
Lineage: Eukaryota; Ciliophora; Oligohymenophorea; Hymenostomatida; Tetrahymenidae
Exons: 8
Source: RefSeq, a predicted model, not a curated record
CAAAAAAUAAAAUAAGAAAUAUAUAAAUCAAAGUAAUAAAUAAACUUCUUGCUAAUUCAUAUUAAUAAUUAAUAAUAAAUUAAAGUCUUAGCUAUUUAAUAAAUAUUUUUACAACAAAAUUGGCUAGAAUAGCAAAAAAAUUCACUAAAGUUUGGUAUUUUCAAAGUCAGUAAUAAAGAUUAUUUAAGGGAAAAGUUUUAAAACUACAGCUUUUUAGUGUAAUCCAUUUAGGAGUAAAGAUAAUACAGAAAAAAAGUUGAACAAAAUAUAAAUUAAAUGGAGGAAGAACUAUCUACAGAUAAACAAUCUUAACAAAUAUAUAAUUAGGACAAUUCUGAUUAACUUUCAACAAAUGAAAAUUCUACAGCUUCGAAAUAAAAUAAUAAUUUAGAUGGUUCAAAUGGAUUUGGAUCUUCUAAUUCUUUGACAUAUUACUAUUCUUCCUUCGAUUUAUUUGAAAACGAAUAGAACGCUGCAUUUUUAAAAUAUAGAAGGUUUAUCAAAAAACUUCAACACUACUUAGGUCCUGACUGGGUAAUAUACGCUAAUCAAGUUUGCUACAAGUAGGAUCCUUAGGGCAAAAAAUAUUUUUUAGAUAGUUAAUAUAUUUUUGAGGCAUGUUUAGAAAUAUGGCUUUAAAUGAGACGUCAAUUUAAUAAAGAAAGAAGAAAUUCUAUUUAAGAAGAAAAAGUUGUAAGAAAAGAAUCUGAAAUGAGUGUUGAAGAUGGUUAACAAUCACAACAACAAUAACAAGAAUAAUAGUAAUAAUAAUAAUAAAAUUAAUAAGUGUUAGAAGAAGCAGAAUAAUCAAAGCUAUAAGAAAUUAAUUUUUCUAUGUUUGAAGAGAAUGAGAUGUUUGAAGAAUUCAGCAAAAAAUUUUCAUCCUUUUUUGCAGAUUUUAAAAUGGAAUCUAUGACAUACAAAGCUGUGCUACAUGGCUUCUUUUUAAGUGCAAUUGAAACAUGGAAUUACAUACUUAGAAAUCCAGUUAAAAAAAGAAAUCGCUCUGACUCAUUUAAAUAAGUAAUUGAUGACUACAAAAAAAAGAUUAUUAAGCCAAUUAUGGUUGUUUCAUAAAAGAUUACAGGAUAUUUUGGUUCUUAAAAGUAAGACCAACCUAUCAAUAAAAUAAGUGAGCUCAGUGAAAGCUAAUUUAGAUCUUUUUCUAACUUUUAAAAAAAUAUUCAUAAUGAAGAAGAAAUGUUAUUGGAGAAAAUGAAAUAACUGACCAUAGCUGAAGAUAAAUUGAGUGAUUAGUAGUAGCAACAAUAGUAGUAGCAGCCAUAAGAAGUCACACUUAAGAAAAUAUCAGAAAAGGCUCUUAAUGGUGCUGUAGUGAAGUUCGCAUAAAAUUAUUUGUAAAAUAUAGUAAAUAAUACAAAUAAAUAAUGGCAAGUAGCUAGAGGAUUUGUUACAAAUAUAAUUGAACUUAAAUACAAUGAUAUAUAAGAAUAUGCAAAUAAUAUGAAGAUUAGAUUUUUAUAACCAGCCUAAGAAUUUUAUAAUCAGUUAAUGGAAACAUAUAUUCUUUUUAAAUCUAAUAAUUACACUAAUAUUCAAUUCAAAGAUUUUUUGGAAAAAACCAAACAAAAUCUUGGAAAUAAAUGGAGUGAAAAUUUGAUCAUUCCUACUCAAGUCUUCUUCUAAACUUUAAUCUUUUAAUGGAACCAAAUCUUAGAAGAAAAUAAAGACUCAAACAAUGACGAUGAAACUAUUAUUAGGUUAUUCGUACAAAGAGUAAGAAAUAAAAUGGCUGAUAGCUGGGAUGAAAACAUAGUUUAAAAAGCUUAAGAGAAUAUAUAAGAAUGA